AUCGAUGCAUUUCCAUCUCCAGCGCGUAGGUUAGGUGAAAAAAAUAAAGAAGACGUUUUGUGCGGAAAAAAAGCGCAUAAAAAUCAUAAUCACCGCAUCAUCUUGGGAGAUAAUUUGAGACGCAGCACAGGCAGAGAGUGCGCGCAAUAUCAGAAUUGCACAAUUUUUCUGCGCCAAGUUUUUUUUUUCGCAUCUUCUGCCAUUUCGGUGUAAAACUGUGCAUCAGUGUGAGUGACUAAGCGCGCGUGUGUGAGUGCCGCCAAUCCAAAAUUGAAGCGGAAAAAUGGAUGUGGCCAAGUUGGAGAAGAUGAAGGUAGUGGACCUUCGAAACGAACUGCAAGCGCGUGGUUUGGAUACCAAAGGAGUUAAAGCGGUGCUUAUCGAACGUUUACGGGCACAUGUGGAUGGCGCUACGGGAACAACCGGUGAGGAUGGCGCUCCAGGCACGCCAAGCCGACGUCAGCGUCGCACUCGUUCCAUGUCCCGUUCUCCUUCGCCAGUUGCUGUAGCUCCAGUCGCCGCUGAGCCCGAAUUGGAGACCCUAGCUGAGGAGGAACAGACGGGACAAGAUACAGAGCCGGAAAAACAGCCAAUAGCAGAAGUUGAGUCGGAGGCUGCAGCAGAUAGCGAAGACGAAGAAGAAGAAGAGACACACCCGGAGGCAAUGGAAACUGAGUCUCAUGACGAUGAAAUUGAACAAAAUCCACAGCCUGAAGCUCCUGUUGAGGCAACAGAGGAAGAGGCAAAGUCCGAUCAGGAUGACGAAGAGGCAGAAGAUGAUGAAGAAGCAGACCAGGAGCAACAGGAUAAAUGCACCAAAGUUGCAGAUCAAGACGAUGAGGUCGAGAAAAAUGAAGAGAAUCAAGCAAAUGGAGAUGGCCAGAAAAUGGAUGUUGAUGAUGAAGGAAAUGCUAUCGAUGCUAAGCAUUCAGAUACCGAGGAUAAAGAAAAGGAAGGUGAACAGGAGGAGAAAGAGAAGGAACGUCGAAAGCGCUCGCAUAGUCGUUCCCGUUCUCGCAGCAGUUCACGAUCAGCCAAACGCCGCAGCGGUGGCGACAGUAAACGUGAAGUCAAACCUCCUGCUGAGGAGCGCACGGUGCCCGAAGAUGAGCCCACCAUUGAUGAGAACAAAGUUGGAUUAAGUUGGUUCGAUUCGGAUUUACAUCUUCGUAUUGAUUCGACCUCAUUUGCUUCGGCCAAACCGUUGAAUUCGGAAAUUUACUCGUUAAUUUGGUCAGGAGCUCGCGCCAAUUAUGGUGUCCGCCAAGGAAAAGUUUGUUUUGAAGUGCGUUUGUCCGAGGAGUCUGUUCCCGAGAAUUCACAUCAUUUCCGCGAUGAAUCGCAUGUGCGCGGCUUCCGCGUGGGUUUUUCUAAGCCACAGUCAACAUUGCUUUUGGGCGAGGCAGAACAUUCCUUUGGCUAUUGCGAAAGUGGACGCAAGGCCAACCAGAGCGAAUUUACAGAUUACGGCAAGCCCUACCAGUUAGAUGAUGUCAUUGGAUGCUAUCUGGAUUUGGAGAGUGAACCAUGCACGAUUAAGUAUACCCUGAAUGGAGAAGAUCUUGGUGUUGCUUUUGAAUUCGAAAAGAGCAUAUUGGGUGAAGAGGAUGCCCUUUAUCCGCACAUACUGACCAAAGGUUAUGAAUAUGCGGUGAAUUUUGAAAAUGCUGAGGAACUGCUUGUAAAUGCCGAGCGGCCAACUCGCAAACGUCGCCGACAACGUAAAGAGGAGGAUAAAGAGGAAGACGAUGGCGGUGAGAAGUGGAAGGUCUUGGAUGAGGCCACAGCUGAUGAUGAUGAAGUUGUCGAGAAAAAGGAAGAUGACGGCAAGACUGAAGAGGAGACUGCAGAUAAAAAGGAUGAAGAAGAUGCUGGCGACAAGGCUGAGAAGAAGGAAGAAGAAGCCGAAUCCAAGGAAGAGAAAGAGGACACUGAAUCAGCUGUUGAGGAAAAAGACGAUAAAGUUGCUGAAGCAUCUGUCGAGUCUGAAGAUAACGCCGAGGCUGAGGCUGUUGCUAAUGGAAACGGUGAAUCCGCAAAGGAAACGUCUGCCGAGGAAAAAUCAUUGGAAGAAAACGAUAAGCCGAAGGAUGAGGACGAAGAUGAUGAUGGUCCUUCGCCCAAUAAACGUCCCAAGACCGAUUCUGAUGAGAAAUCAGUACAAAGUAAAAGCGAAAAACCAGCAGAGGAUCAUUCAGCUGAAGACGAGUACGAAGAUGUUGUUCCUGUACCAAGAGAAACUGUUGCUCUCCUCCCAGACUAUGUCUUAAUUGGCCUUGUGGCCGUCGAGGAACGUAUCCUCGGUCCACAGCGCGCUGAAUCACGCAAGGAAUGUGAAGUAAUUCUAUUGGUUGGUCUGCCUGGUUCGGGAAAAACACACUGGACCCAAAACCAUGUGUCCGAAAAUCCCGCCAAGCGAUAUGAGGUCAUUGGACCUGAUUCUAUCAUAGCCAAAAUGACGAUUGAUGGUGCUUCGCGAAAAACGGUGCACAAGGGCCGUUGGGAUAAGGUGUACGAGAUUUGCUUAAACAGUCUAGGCGGCCUGGAAGAUAUCGCCAUGAAACGGCGUCGUAAUUUCAUACUUGAUCAGACAAAUGCCUAUGCCUCGGCCCAGCGACGUAAAAUGAAGGGUUUUAGCGACUUCAAGCGCAUUGCAGUUGUUUGCAUACCCAGCGAAGAUGAAUUGAAACGUCGCAUCGCCGAUAAAGAGGAAAAGGGAAAUGCUUUUACAGUUAAAGAAUCAACAAUUAAUAAUUUGCGAGCCAACUUCACCUUACCGUCUUUGGAGUUUGGCUGGUUUGAUGACAUAAACUAUACGGAGCUAACUGGCGACGAAGCCAAGGCCGAGGUCAAGAAGUACAAUGAGAAGGGCAAGCGGGCCAUCGAUGCGGACCGAUCACGCGACAAGCGAUCUCGUGGAGGUCGCGAUAACUAUCGUCGCGAUGAUCGUAAUCGCAAUAAUCGCUAUGGUGAUGACCGCCGACGUGAUUAUGGAGGAGGUGGCGGCGGCGGAGGCGGUGGACAACGUCAUGACAGUCGUUGGAACGAUUCCAGACGCGGCGGCGGUGGCUACUCCAGCAAUAGUGGAGGUGGCGGCGGAGGCGGCGGCGGUCGUGGCUAUGACAAUCGCAAUCGUGGCUAUGGUGGUGGCAGCGGCGGUGGUGGUGGCGGCGGCCAACAAAAUUGGAUGCAAAAUAAUCGACGAAGUGGCUAUGAUGAUCGUGGUUAUGGAGGUGGCGGCGGCGGCGGCGCUGGUGGUGGCCGUGGUUAUGAUAAUCGUAACCGUAACUAUGGUGGCAAUGGCGGUGGCGGAGGAGGCAGUGGUGGCCAACAAAAUUGGAUGCAAAACAACCGUCGCAGUGGCUACGAUGACCGUGGUUAUGGCAGCUCUCGGGACUACCGCGAUCGAGACCGUGGUAAUGAUCGCAACAACCGUAUGGGUGGCGGCGGUAGCAGUAACGAUCGAAAUCGGGGCAACAGCCAAAGCAGCUAUCGCUCUGGAGGUGGAGGCCAGCAUCAACAACGGGAUUUUCGGCCUGGCCACCGCGACAUCAAAGAAGAUAGUCGCGGUGGCUAUGAGCGGUCAGCUGCCCAAACCCUGCCCAAAUACGGCAACAAUGCAGCCCAAUCUGCUGGCGGUGGCGGCUACGAUCAACAAUACAAGCAGCAGCAGCAGUCAAGCGGAUCGACUUCAGGUGGCAAGUCUUCGCUUAGUGGCAAAUGGAGCACAUAUGCCCAGCACCAACAACAACAACAAACGCCACAACAUCAACAACAAGCGGGCGUCUGGCAGCAACAACAACAGCCACAACAGUACCAACAACAACAGACCGCAGGCCAGCAACCCUAUUGGGGAUAUAAUCAAAUGCAAGGUUAUGGCAACCAGCAAGCCUGGCAAAAUGCUGAUCCACAACAACAACAACAGUGGAUGUCCUGGUGGCAGCAACAACAGCAACAGCAAGGAGCUGGCGGAGCAGCGGCCAAUAAUGCAAGCGGUGGUGGCAUCACUUCAGGUGCUGGCACUGGCAGUAAUAAUGAUAGUAAUGCCUCCAAUCAUUAUUGGUCUCAAUAUUCAUACUCCUCACAAUCCAAUGCGGGCGCCGAUAAAAAGUAGAUGACAAAACGGGUAACCCCCCACCCAAAGAAAUCAAGAAGAAAACAAAGUAUAACAAAAACAGCAAAAACCACAGCACCACAAUCACAAGGGGAUGCAAAACAACUUCAUUUCAACACACAAAAAUACACAGAAGUACACUUAAAAAUGUUAGUUUUUAAACGACAAACACACAACCCGAGAAAAACGUAAAUUUAGUUUAGCCAGUUUUAAGCAUCUGUGGGCACAUCGCCCCUUCCUACCAGCGGCGAAAGUGAACAGAGAAACUAUAUUUGUAACCUUUAACCAACCAACCAUUCUUGCGAGAAACAAUUUAAAAGAAAGUUAUAUUCAUUUAUAAUUUAAAAUUGUACAUUUUUUCUUUCGAUUUUUCGAUCUGAGUGGAUAUUGAGAGAUGCCCAUUCAAAAGAAAAUCGAAACCAAUCAACAACCAACAAGCAAUUGAAUAAACUUUGCUUUUACUGA
This is a messenger RNA of Drosophila willistoni, 4579 nucleotides long. Its product is annotated as heterogeneous nuclear ribonucleoprotein U. Lineage: Eukaryota; Metazoa; Arthropoda; Insecta; Diptera; Drosophilidae. The record is from RefSeq and is a predicted model, not a curated record. The transcript has 10 exons. The coding region runs from base 284 to 4114 and encodes 1276 amino acids. Gene Ontology annotation, molecular function: protein binding.